Messenger RNA from Phymastichus coffea, 1535 nucleotides. RefSeq lists its product as uncharacterized. The coding region runs from base 41 to 1294 and encodes 417 amino acids. Gene Ontology annotation, biological process: cell-matrix adhesion. The transcript has 8 exons. NCBI's taxonomy places the organism in Eukaryota, Metazoa, Arthropoda, Insecta, Hymenoptera, Eulophidae. Gene Ontology annotation, cellular component: basement membrane. The record is from RefSeq and is a predicted model, not a curated record.
UCUUGUCGUUUUAAAGCUUGCUCUUGAAUUAUCGAAUAUCAUGAAUUUAUUCUUGCUGAAUCUUUUAAUGUACUUUCAUUUGUUUUUAAUUAUUUUGUGCGAAUAUUUUGAUAGCAGGUGUACGGAAGAAUUCUGCGAGAAACAAAUAGAAAGCGGAAAGUGCAUCACAUCGAACGCAUAUUGUAGAAAAAAUCUAAAUAGCGUACGUUUUCUGCACCCAGAUACUUGUAAUUGCUGUGAAUAUUGCUUAAAAAAGCUCGAAAAAGAUGACGUAUGUGUUUUAGGACAACCUGGUGCCGUAUCUCCGUUAGAAAUAUGCGGUCCAGGUUUGCAAUGUAUAAGUAAUCAAGCGGGGAAUAACGCCACAUGUGGAAGAAUAAGAAAUACUGAUUGUACAAAAGCUCAAAAUAAUUAUGACGAGCGCUUAAAUGCAGGAGACGUAGGAAUGACGGAAGUUCGGCCUCAAUGUGACGACGAUGGCUUUUUUAAACCUUAUCAAUGUAUUCCUGGUUCUAUAUGCUACUGCCGUGCUCCUACAGGAGAAAGAUUAUUUGGAGAAAUGCCAUAUUUGGAUUAUGAAGAUGAGGAAAAAAUGAGUUGUGGUUGUUCAACGAACGCAUGGAAAGCACAAAAUACAUUGGAUACUCGUCAUCAAAUAAUCGUGUCCCGCUGCACAGAAAUUGGUAGUUUUGAUAAUUUACAGUGCGUGAUAGGUGAAAAUGCGGCCUGUCUUUGUGUGGACCCUAAAACAGGUUCACCGAUGGCGGAUACCGAUAUAGUUUUGGAAAAGGAAAUUAGAGAAAAUCAUCCAAUGUGCUUUGAUCCAUCAAAACACACGCCUGGAAAAUAUAGUACCGAUUGUGAAACCAAUUAUAACUUUUAUGCAAUGAGCGUCGAAGCAAACGAAAAUCAAACUACUGAAAUGAAGGAACCAUUCUGUCAACCAGAUGGAAAAUUUUUGAGAAUUCAAUUAGCAGGUUCUAAAAAAAUCUGCGUCGAUCCAGAUGGUAAACAAAUUGACGAUUACGAAGCGGAAAUCGAUGAACCCGAAGAGAAAAAUAUGGAUUGCAAUUGUGCAAGAGCUCGUCAGCUAUUGGCAAAUGCUGGAGUAGUCGAAUUGCCAGAUUGCUGUCCUAACGGGAAUUUUCAAGCUUGGCAGUGUCGCAGAAACGAUUGCUUUUGUGUCGAUAACAACGGAAAUCAACAAGGCAUGGAAGUGAAUAUCGAGAAACUACAAAAGCUAAAGUGUUACAAUGAAGGAAAGCCUUGUCAUAAAAUUACUGCAACGGGCUAGCUAUCAUUUUAAAUAUUACCUAUCGCAAAAAAAUUUGUACAUGUUUCUAUUUACAUAUAAGUUAUUAUUUACAUAGAACGCUAUGACUCUUAUAUCUGCAUAGUUAUCUUUCCAUUUAGAAAAUACGGUAAAGCGUUAGAAGUAGUAUUAUUGGUAAAAUCACUGUUAAGGAGGUAAUACUGGCGGUACCUCCGAGAUACCAAUGGGCGAACAAAGCUGUAAAUGAAUAUGGAAGAUCUAA